Onychostruthus taczanowskii (white-rumped snowfinch) is the source of this 10782-nucleotide messenger RNA. It is a transcript of the gene EMSY, whose product is annotated as EMSY transcriptional repressor, BRCA2 interacting. Gene Ontology annotation, biological process: regulation of DNA-templated transcription. Gene Ontology annotation, cellular component: nucleoplasm. NCBI's taxonomy places the organism in Eukaryota, Metazoa, Chordata, Aves, Passeriformes, Passeridae. Bases 1374 to 5405 code for a protein of 1343 amino acids. The transcript is spliced from 22 exons. The record is from RefSeq and is a predicted model, not a curated record.
GGUAAAAUAAGCCGGCAAAAGGACACAUGUUAACAGAGGAUUUAACCCUUAAAAACGAUAGCCUGUUAUAUAUUCAUACGUCGCAUACAUUAUGCAUAAAUUCCAUUUAAACACAGGAUUCUGUCUGGUCAGUGUCAACUUCUUCCUCUGAAUCCUAACGGUGCCUUCAUGGCAGGAAGAAAUUAGUUUCUCCUGAUAAGUGAGCAAUAAAUUCUCUUUCUCUGAAAGAUUUAGGCGUCUUGUGGUUGCUAUCUCAGUGCGAGUCCUUUAUUUUUUAAAAAAAGUAUCUUACAUAGCAUAGUUUCUAUUUUAACAUUAUGUAAUAACCUAAAACUAUAUUUAACACACUACUUAAGAAAAUUAAUACAGCAUAACUUUCUAACUUAACACAUAUAAUAUUCAUUUUAAUAUUUGCAAAAAGCCAAUAAUAAAAUAUACAUUUUCCACAGAUUAUUUUAUACUUUCUCGCUGCAACGUGCAGCCACAACAGGACGCGUUACUUUUCAGCUGCACCCGAGACAUUUUAUUUUCUCUUUCUAAUUUGAUUCGAGGAUUUUCAAACAGAUAAAAUUUACUGCUUUUCAUGGAAAUCUUCAGGAAAACAAAUUAUAAUCGCUGUAAAGUCCGGAGGAGCGGCCAGGCCCGGGGCUGUGACAAUGCCCUCGCGGUGUCGGGAGCAGACACGGCGGAGCGCUGUGAGGGAGGGGGCUCUAGGUGCGCGAUUUGUUCCCUCAUUGCUCCCCACAGGCGGCUCGCUGCACCCCGCGCGCCACCUGCGUCCGUUUUAAGGUAGAAAACUGCAGAUAGCCAAAUGGCGUGGGGGUGACGUUCUCCGCUGUCAUGUUUCGUUCCAGGAGUGAUGGCCAGCUGUUAUUUCCUAGAGUUCUGGGCUAAGCGGUUGCGUUCCAACCGCGCUAGCGCGCCCCAGCCGGGGUAGAGAACGCGCAAUGUAUUUUGUCCCCUCCGGUUGCCCGUACCCGCCCGCCGAGCCACGGCGGGACGGCGGGCGCCGCUUCCCACGGGUCAAGAAACACCGAGAAGAACUAUCGUUCCCAGCAUGCUCCUUGCCAGCGCGCAUGCGUAGUGCUCAUUCGAGCGGCCAUCUUGGCACGCGUUUCCUCCAGCUCCUUACGGCAGAGGGGCGGCAGAGACUACAAUUCCUAGCGUACCUCGCUGCGUCCGCGCUUGCGCAGUGCCCUCGUCCGCCAUCUUGGCCCGAGUAAACGCCGUCGCCGCCGCCGCCACUAAACAAACCCGAGCCCGGCACUGGCGAACGGUGGGGGGAGGGGUGCGGCUGCCGCGGAGCCUUCGAUGUACUGGGCACGGCCGGGCAGCGAGGCUGAGCUCUGUGGGAGCACAGACACAAGGGAAGGAUGCCUGUGGUGUGGCCUACUCUUCUGGACCUCAGUAGGGAUGAGUGCAAGAGGAUCCUUCGCAAACUGGAACUGGAGGCCUAUGCAGGUGUCAUCAGUGCCUUACGUGCACAGGGAGACCUUACAAAAGAGAAGAAGGAUCUUCUUGGAGAACUCUCUAAAGUGCUUAGUAUUUCAACAGAGCGACAUCGUGCUGAAGUUCGGAGAGCAGUAAAUGAUGAACGACUAACAACAAUUGCACACAAUAUGUCUGGACCAAACAGCUCUUCUGAGUGGUCCAUAGAAGGUCGUCGACUGGUGCCGCUGAUGCCACGGCUGGUUCCACAAACAGCUUUUACUGUUACUGCCAACGCUGUUGCCAACGCAGCCAUUCAGCACAAUGCAUCUCUUCCAGUUCCUGCAGAAACUGGAAACAAAGAAGUGGUGGUUUGCUAUUCCUACACAAGUACCACUUCAACCCCAACAUCUACCCCUGUUCCAAGUGGCAGUGUAGCAACAGUGAAGUCCCCCAGACCUGCCAGUCCAGCCUCCAAUGUAGUCGUCUUGCCAAGUGGAAGUACUGUUUACGUCAAAAGUGUCAGCUGCUCAGACGACGAUGAAAAGCCCCGCAAAAGACGGCGAACAAAUUCUUCUAGUUCUUCCCCUGUUCUCCUGAAAGAAGUCCCGAAGGCAGUGACCCCUGUCACUAAAACUAUCACAGUGCCUGUAAGUGGGAGCCCCAAAAUGAGUAAUAUAAUGCAGAGCAUUGCCAACUCCUUACCACCGCACAUGUCGCCUGUGAAAAUAACCUUCACUAAGCCCUCAACACAGACAACAAACACCACAACACAGAAGAACAGGUACAGCACAGGCAGCGGGAGUGCAAGCUUCCCCCAGACUGCCCCACCAAUGUGCCUCAACCCUGACCUGAAGGGACCACUUCUAGGGAUGAGAGGGGAUUCAGUCUCCAUGCUCAUUCAAUUCUUGGCCUCUCUGGUCAUAAUAGUAACCACCUCUCCAAGCUCCACUUUUGUACCCAACAUCCUUUCCAAGUCCCACAACUAUGCAGCAGUUACAAAACUUGUCCCAACAUCAGUCAUUGCCUCAACUACUCAAAAGCAGCCCGUGGUUAUCACUGCUUCCCAGUCCUCUGUGGGCAGCAGCAGCAGCUGCUCCACUCCCUCCUGCACUGCAAAUACUAUUGCUGUGACUGCUGUAGUGUCAUCCACACCGUCAGUGGUUAUGUCAACAGUAGCACAAGGUGUAUCUACAUCAGCAGUUAAAGUUGCCUCUACCAGACUACCUUCCCCAAAAGGUUUGGUUGGGAAUCCAACUCAGAUCUUAGCACAGUUUCCCAAACAGCAUCAGCAGUCUCCCAAACAGCAGCUGCACCAAGUCCAACAGGCCCAACAGCAGCAGCAACCGCAGCAGCAGCAGCUGGUGCCGUGUUCUGUAGCCCAGCAGCAGCCACAGCAAUCUCAGCUGCCAGCUGGCAUCAAGCCCACCAUUCAGAUCAAACAGGAAUCAGGUGUUAAAAUAAUCACUCAACAGGUGCAGCCCAGUAAAAUCCUUCCCAAACCAGUUACAGCGACCUUGCCCAGCAGUAGCAAUUCACCCAUUAUGGUGGUUAGCAGUAAUGGGACUAUCAUGACAACUAAACUGGUCACUACUCCCACUGGAACUCAAGCAACAUAUACACGGCCAACGGUGAGCCCCUCUCUGGGAGCUCGGAUGGCUGGAACUCCAGGGGCUGCUACUUAUGUGAAAACUACAAGUGGUAGCAUCAUUACCGUAGUACCAAAAUCACUGGCUACUCUAGGAGGAAAGAUCAUCAGCAGUAAUAUUGUUUCUGGUAGGCAUAUCAGUACUGUUGUUACUGGAACUACGACCAAAAUCACUACAAUUCCAAUGACAUCAAAACCCAAUGUGAUUGUUGUGCAAAAAACUACUGGAAAAGGAACGACAAUUCAAGGGCUUCCUGGCAAAAAUGUUGUCACAACACUGUUGAAUGCUGGGGGGGAGAAAACUAUUCAGGCAGUGCCAGCAGGAGCAAAACCUGCUAUCAUAACUGCCACAAGACCCAUCACAAAAAUGAUUGUUACACAGCCAAAAGGAAUAGGGUCCACGGUCCAGCCAGCCACCAAAAUCAUCCCAACUAAAAUUGUUUAUGGUCAACAAGGGAAAACACAGGUCCUCAUAAAACCAAAGCCAGUGGCAUUUCAAGCAACAGUUGUGAGUGAACAAACCAGACAGCUGGUGACUGAAACGUUACAGCAGGCUUCAAGGGUAGCAGAGACAGGAAACUCAUCUCUCCCAGAAGUGAAAGAAGAACCACAAACCUACACUGACAGUAGUUCUUCUUCUACAGAGUCUUCCCAGAGCUCUCAAGAUUCUCAGCCUGUAGUCCAUGUGAUUGCUUCAAGAAGUCAAGAUUGGUCAGAACAUGAAAUUCCUGUGGACACAAACCCUACAAUAAUUUACCAGGACGUAUCCAGCGAAUCUCAGUCAGCUACUUCCACAAUAAAAGCUUUGCUGGAACUUCAGCAGACAACAGUAGUGAAGGAAAAGUUGGAAUCAAAGCCAAGGCAGCCUACCAUUGACUUGAGCCAAAUGGCUGUUCCAAUCCAGAUGACUCAAGAAAAGAGGCAUUCUCCAGAAAGUCCUUCAAUUGCUGUUGUAGAGUCAGAACUAGUGGCUGAAUAUAUCACAACUGACUCAGGAAGACAGCACUGUAUUGGGUCACAUUCGGAAGAAUAUCUACACAACCAUAUAGUCAGUCAUCGGUCCCAGCCCCACCAGUCAUCUCAGCCCCAGAGGACUCUGGUGCAGCACGUGGCUCAGUCACAGACAGCAACGCAGACUUCUGUUGUGGUGAAAUCUAUUCCUGCAUCCUCCACUGGCGCCAUUACCCAUAUCAUGCAGCAGGCCUUAAGCAGUCACACUGCGUUUACCAAACACAGUGAACAACUUGGAACUGAGGAGGGAGAAGUGGAAGAGAUGGACACCUUAGAUCCUCAGACUGGCCUGUUUUACAGAUCUGCCCUGACGCAAUCGCAGGCACAAAAGCAGCAGAAACUGAGUCAGCCGCAGCUGGAACAGACUCAACUGCAAGUGAAAACUCUGCAGUGUUUCCAGACUAAGCAGAAGCAGACAAUCCACCUGCAGGCUGAUCAAAUCCAGCACAAACUCCCACAAAUGCCCCAACUUUCCAUAAGGCAUCAAAAGCUAACCCCCCUGCAGCAAGAGCAAGCACAGACCAAACCAGAUGCACAGCACCCCCCACAUCAUAUGAUGGCCAAAGAAAGGCAACUCCCUACCUUAGUGGCACAGCCACAGCAAACUGUAGUACAGGUGCUUGCAGUAAAAACCACGCAGCAGCUGCCCAAACUGCAACAGGCACCAACGACACAAAAAAUCUACGUGCAACCCCAGCCCCCCCAGAGUCAAAUGCAGCUACCUGCCUCUUCAGAGAAACAGCCAGCAAGCCAGGCACCCACGGAGACAUCAGUAGCAGAUAUAUUGAGAGUGUCUAUGGUGGAAGCUCAGAUUGAUGCAAACAUAGAGCACACGAUAGUGGAUCCCCCAAACAAGGCCACGUCCACUAGUAAAGCUGCUAGUGAAGCAGAGUCGUCACCUUGUACCCAGGGCCCGAGGGUGGCUGCAGUAGGGAUGACGGCACCUUCCAUCCCCCAGCAACAGACACACACAGAAUCCAGCUCAAGUCCUCCUGCUGUUGGUCCUACUUUAACAGAGAGGAAACUCGAUGCACAAGGAAUACCUACAACAAACCAGUUUAUACACAUUCAGAAUAUAUCACAAAAGAAAGCUGAAGAGAGCUCAUCAGAAAUUGUUGUCCAGACUAUCCCUCACUAUCCCAUCCCUUGUCACUCCAGCUCCAAUGUGGUGGUGGAACCCAGCGGACUCCUGGAGCUCAACAACUUCACCAGUCAGCGCCUCGAUGAUGAGGAGACAGCAAUGGAGCAAGAUGUGGACAGUAGCACUGAGGAUGGCACUGAGCCCAGCCCCUCUCAAAGUUCUGUUGAACAAUCCUAAGGAAUAGAGACACUGGAGUGUACUUUAAAAUACCUUGGGAUUUUGAGCAUCCAAGAUGCCCUUCUAUUGUGAUGUCUUAGAGCACUUUGCCUAUUAGAAUUGUUCAUUGGACUCUUGAAGCCUCAGUAGGUUUUAACAAGACAGUAUUGCAAAAGCUGAAUCUUAAAAAUUGUUUUGGAAAAAAAGAAGAUGUAGGUACCAAGAUUUAGUAAACCUGUGACAGUGGAAUGUACUCCAGUUCAAAAACAAAUCUGUAAUGAAUUCUAGAGCUUGUGCUAUUGGAGCCCUUGCCCAGAUACUGAAACAUCUUUAAGUGAAAAGGGAUCAUUAUUUUGCUGUGUCUUUUUAGCUGUUGAGCAAAACACCAUUAAAAAAGAAAACAUAUAAUAAAUAUUUUUCUUUUCAAAUAGCAUGUGAGAGAAAAAAUGUGUCUGACAGUGCUGGAAAAGCCCCAGGAAUAUUGGAAUUGGUUGGCUUUCUUGCACACCUGCUCACUUAAAAAUUUUUUUUCAGAAGCUUAAAAUACUUUUUUUAAAAUUCUUAUUGGUGAAUGUUUGGAAAUAAGCAAAACUGCUAACUGGUAGCAAAGUGGAUUUGCUAGUGGAGUUUUGUUUUCAUGCUUUGCAAGAAGUAGGGUCAUAGUAGAUGAGGCAUUUCUUUCUGCCAUAAGCAUACAAAAUGCUCAUCUACUCUAGUUAACCUCUGAUUAUUUAUUUAAAUACGAAAUUUAAAGUGAGACAAGUUGUUGGAAAAAGUUCCUGUGAAACAGGCAGUUGUAUUAAUUCUAGUACAAACCAGGGAGAAGGAAGUACAUUUUGCUACUAAUCAGUUUUUCAAAACUGGGGAUAAAUAGUUCAACAUCUUUCCAAGUUGAACUUGAGAAUUUAGAAGGGAGCUAAGACUUCUAAAAAUCUAUAUUUUACUCUUACAUGCUGUUUUUAAAAUUGACCAUUUGGGGAGUUUAAAAGCUUAAAUGGGUAUACAAUGGUGGGUUUCCAAAUAUAGCCUUAUGCCUUGGCUUGUUGAAGCAAUACAUUGGGGUUUUGUGGUAGUUACAUGUCACAGAGGGCGGUUUGGGUUCAGAUGGGACAAGAGAACCAGUUUUAAUACAUUCUGGUAAUUGAGACAAUACUUUUUUUUUUCCAAAAUGUAUAUAAAACCAUGUUUUUAACUGUUUUGUAUAGAUUUCAUUAUAAAUAACUAAGCAUUUUAUGACUUUGACAUCAUUUAAUUGUAUAUAAAUGUAUAAGCCUAACUGCCCACGUUUUGGUGCUGAAGUACUGUAAGUAGGUUUCAUCCAAAGUCUAAUACAGUUUUUUGAGUCAGUCUUUUCUUUUUAAACUGUCACUUUACUGUUGAUAUUGUAGUUAAGGUUAAAUUUCAAUUGGAGUAACUCAAACUGAAAAAUACAAACCCUAAAAACCAUUAACUAUAACCUGUUCUGAAUCCACCUAUGUUAGAACUUGCAGUAACCCCUAGAGGGGGCUCUUGGUUUUCUCUAAUGUCAGUUGUCUUAUAAACUAAGUCACGAGGAUCUUCAUAAACUUCUUUUUUCCUUCUGUCUUCUUUUUCCAUCAACAUUAGUUCUAAAAUAGUGUAGAGUAUAAUUGUGGAGAAACGGCCUGGUAAAUUUGACGUGCAAAUACUGGAAUAGUGGGUUAUGAAACGAAUUAUUUUUGUAUUACCUUUGUAUUGAAAACAGUAUUGGUUUGGAUUCUGAUGUCCUUAGUGCUCAGGAUUGAGGAGAAUAAGAUGUUAUAAAUGAAACAUUCCACAUUUCUUUAUUUAGUUAAAUAAUUACCCUGCCAGUAUGUCAUUUUAGGUAGUUAAGGUUUUGAUAGCUAUUUGGGAGAUUUUACUCUUGUUUUAAUGAAACCACAGCAAUCAAAAGUGAAGAAGUUAUGCUUUAAGUUGUGAAAGUUCCACAUUGCUACAGGAUGACAAAAAGUGGCUUAAUAGUGAUGUUAUUGGCAGUGGACAGUCUUUGCAUAAGUCAGCAUAAGGAAUGGUCUGUAUUUCCAUACCCAGUUGUGAAGGGUCCAAAGCAGGUGACACACACAGUUCUUCUGGCUUGUAUCAAAUUUUCAUUGUCACCUGGGCUUUUGCAGUGCUUUGAGUGUCCCUGGUAUAUGUAGGACUGGAAGGCCAUGAGAAUAUAAGAGAGAGAGAAGACUUUUCUUAAGCACUUAUGACUAAGAACAUUGCCCUAAGUUACAGUUUCAGUUUUAGGUGAAGGUAUAUGCUCUCCCCAGCCAAAAAUAGAUACCAAGAAAUAGUGUAAGGUGAAUUCAGCACCUAAUAGAUUCACUAUAUUGUUGAGUUCUGGUCCAGUUUAUUCUCAUGUUUUAUGUAAGACUUCUGUUUGCCUCUUUAGUGAUGACUGGAGCAAAGGUAUGGACAAUUACAGUGGACUAUUUGACAGUUCUUUGAAGACAGCAAAUUGUUUAACAUCUGAAAGCUUUUCAUGUUUCUGUGAGAAGGGAUUGAUUUAAGGUUGGCAAGUUGAAGCAUGUGGUGGGGAUGUCUCGAGGUGAUGUGAGAAAUUUAGAAGAAGGAACUUUGGUAAUCAGUGUGUUCAUUCUUGACAUUCUUCUCUUACGGCUUUCCCAAAUUUCAACUUGUUCUUCAGAUUCUUUUAUUGAAUUUGUGUAUUUCAGCACUUCAUCAUAUGAAUACCUUUACAAAUAAGAAAUAGACAAGGUGACCUAAAAUGUAGGGUAGAUACAGUUGGAGUUUUUUGAACAUGAUUUUUUUUAUAAUGACACUAAGAUAAGGUGCUUGGAGCAUUUGGACUUGUCUCCUUCGCAUGAACUCCAGGCAUCACUGCCUGUUAUUUUGUCUUGCCUGGCAGAUGUGCAACUUUUUUACUACCAGCCCUUGGGAUACUUCAUCCCCCUGCAGCCAUGUAUCCACGUCUCACAGCCCUAUAAAUAUCAUCAAACUGCUAAAAAUAAAACUUCAGUAUGUAAAACAAUACUUGCAUAUCCCCUGUCCCUCAUAAGCUGCAUCUUCAUUCCUGAAGUUAAUUUGAUGUCCUUUCUUGCAAUGGAAGAAGGAGUAGGUGAUAAUUUUUGCUACUGGGAAUUAGCAGGCAAUAGGCUUGUAUCUCUCUUAUCAGAAAACUGGAUAAAUUGAAGAGCAAGUGAAAUGGCACUAAUGAGUUGCUUUGAAUUGAGCAGUUUAAUGGACGUGCUGUGGUGCUGCAGCAACACACAUGAAUUUUCAAAAAAGGAUGCUGAGAAAGUGAACUGAAGUUAGAGGAAGUACUGAAACUAGGGGGAAUUUAUGUGUCCUUUAAAAAUGCAGGGAAUCACAGCAGACUGCAUGUUUUCUGGAAAGGUUAGACCAUUGUGCUGAGUGUAUUUUCAGUCUCAAUAUUUCUCUGACUUACAAAACAAAGCCCUGAGCUUUUGAAAUUUCAGAGCAAAAUAGAAGAAGGGCCCUUAGGGCCCUUUGAACAGAAUAAAUUACUCAGUUAAUGGGAUUUAAAAAAACCAAACCAAAACAAAGCAACAAACAAACAAAACUCCCUAUCUAAAACCUAAAAAUCAAAAGUUUUGAAAUAAGACUAUAUGCUUUUGUUUCUAAUGCAGAAAUUGUUUCUGAAGUCUUACGAUUUCACAGGUGAAGGUGGUUGUGCAUCCCCACAAAGGCCAAUGAUUUCAGCUUGGCAACAUUGAAUCCAAAGAAAACUGAUCAUAAUUUAGGAUAAUGAACUAGAAAAAUACUGCUUUGGAGUUUGUAUGUAUUGGAAAAAAAGUAUCUUUAGCACCUGUGUGUCUAUGGUUGGCUCUUUUCCUAAGUUUUGAUGUAAGCCAUGAAGAAUGUUUACUAACAGCCUGUGCAUGGUUUCCAUCCAAACUGUGGAACUGAGUUUUUUCCCCUACUCAAAGUCUGUCCUGAGAAUCUUUCAAUCUUCUUUUCUUCCAGCAGAAAAUAAACACUUACCUUACGAUAAAUUUAGAGCUUAAUAUGGCUUAUCAAAGAGAAAGUUAGGGGAGAGGUACCUUUAGUACCUCUUAGGUAUUUGUGGGUUCCUUUGCAAGAAGAAAUUGUUGUUGGGGCAUUUCAGUCUGCUAUAGAGGCAGAGUAUCACCAUCAAAUUAUUUGGAUUGGAAUGGAUCUUAAGACUCAUCCAGUUCAACUCUCCAGUCAUGGGCAGGGACACCUUCCACUAGGUUGCUUCAAGUCCUGUCCAGCCUGGCCUUGAACGCUUCCAGGGAUGGGGCAGCCACUGCUCUGGGCAACCUGUGUCAGGACCUUGACACUCUGACAGGAAAAAAAGCUUUGAAAAAAAAAAAUCAGUUGUAAGAACUGAGAUUGACAAGGGGUAUAGUAUUUUUUAUCAUUUUCAGUCUUUGCACAGAUGCUGCAGUUUGAAAUCUAGUGGCCUGGUAUUUCCAAUACUGGCAACUGAGAGUAGGAUUAGUAUGCUAAGGAUUUAAACUGUGAAAAAAAAGAGAACUUGGUGGUACCUUGAGGCAUGUAGAGCUAUGACUGGCAUGCAGAGGUAGUUAAUCAUCUUGGAUUGGUUUGGUGUUUUCACUGAACUUUGGUGAAAUGUUGCUGAAGUGUUAAAAUAGGAAAAUCAGUACCUGGGAACCUGCUAAUUAAUUCUAGAGAAAAAGGGCCUUCGAAUUAUUUGGUACAGAAAAGAUAAGUUUUCAAGCACUGUGGACUGAAGAGUAAUCAAAUGGUCUUACACCAUUUUUGAAGCCCAGGACUGCCCCCACAGGCAUGAUGAAACAGGAUGAUUUAUAAGGUCCUUUCUAGCUCAAACCAUUCUGUGAUUCUGUGAUAACUGUUAGAAAUGUCCAAUACUCCAGACCUGGUCCUACUUAAAACUUCCUAUGAUUUUAGUUGUUUUGGUUUGGUUUUGUUUGUUUGUGGUUUUUGUUGUUUUGUUGGUUGGUUGGUUUUUUGGUUGGAGUUUUUUAGGUUUCUUGGUGUUUUCAUUAGCUUUCCCACUCAGUAAGGUUUUUAGCAGUUUUGAAGUUUUCUGUGAUCCUGGUGAUCCUGUUUUCUGUAGCCAUUAUGAAAUUAAUUUACAAAGCCUACUCUUGCCACCCAGCUGGGAGUGGGUGAUCAGGACCAGGGGCUUUUUGGGCUAUUAAUGAACCCUUCAGAGAGUGGCAGGCAUAUCAGCCAGUCUCUUAUGGACUACAUAUGGGUUUUAGACUCCAUAGAAUGGUUUGGCUUGGAAGGAAGGAACCAUGAUUAUCUAAUUUUGUCACUUGAAUGCCCAAACUACCUAGCAUGAAUCCUUUUUGAUGAUACUUUUACUAAAACUUCGAUAAUUCUUACUUGUAAGAGCCUAAUGUAUUACUUAUUAGAGCAAACACUGUUCAGAAAUUGUCUUUUAUGGUAAAAAAAAAAA